Molecule: messenger RNA, 8172 nt
Organism: Closterium sp. NIES-67
Lineage: Eukaryota; Viridiplantae; Streptophyta; Zygnematophyceae; Desmidiales; Closteriaceae
Source: the annotation of a GenBank genome assembly
UGGGGAAUGUCGAGGGAUGUCGAACAGCAUUUGCGGGCAGAGAAACGGGCAGAGUUUCUUCAGAUGGAAGUAGUCACAGCCAGAUUUGGGGCACUCCCCCCUCCAACAGUCUCAGGGCUAUACCCUGGUUUUCCGUGUGUCAGAAGUGCCAAAACCCGGGAGCGAAUCUCGAGCCCGACGUCCGUCGGUCCGCUGGAUAGUGACGGAUGCCGCUGAGCAACUUGGACAUCAUCAGCUUGACAUUGCUUACUGGCACGGCCCUUUGUGUCGCUGAGCAAUUUGGACACGGCCUUACUUCCAUCCGGAACGAAUGUGCUUGACAUGAGCUUCCUGGCACAACUAGCUGCUGCUGGUGGGGUCUGCCAAUCAGUGAUCGACCAAGAGAGAGAGUGGACCAGGUCAGGUCCUUCCCCUUCCUGGCACAGAUCCGUGUUCGCAGACCGAUUUGGACAGGGCCUUAUAUCCACUCGGAACGAAUGUAAUUGGCAUCAGCUUACUGGCACAAACAAGCUGCUGCUGGUGGAUGUGCCAAUCAGUGAUUGACCAGAGUGGGAGUUGACCAGGUCAGGUCCUUCACCUUCCUGGCACGGCUCCGUGUGGCGUUGGGCCAUCUGUAACGUACUUCUCCCUACAUCCGUUCGGGAAGAAUGCGCCUGACAUCAGCUUACUGGCACAACUAGCUGCUGCUGGUGGGUCUGCGAAUCAGUGAUCGACCAAGAGUGAGAGUCGACCAGGUCAGGCCCUUCACCUUCCUGACUGGCGCUGGGGUUAAUCCAAAUUUAACUCCUGUUUGGCGCUGGCCUGGAGUUAAGCCAUGGAUUCCCAGUUCGGUUUCCAUAGGGGAGGCGGCAGGGGACGAGGCCGGAAUCAUGGUGGACGGGGAUCUUUGGGAGGCCGAGGUAUUCUAGGAGGCAGAGGAGGGCGUAACCCUGAUAAUUACAAUCAGAACCAUGGCGGAGGUCGCGGACGUGGUGGGAAUGACAGAGGAGGACGGGGAGGAAGAGGGGAAGGAUGGGGAGGCGGAGGAAGAGGUGGACGAGGAGGAAGGUCAAGUUCAGACAGAGAGGAGAGGAGGGGCCCGAAGCUGUGGACCUUCCUUCCGAAUGACAGCGAAUUUAUGACUCAAUCUCAGAUGAGGAUGUUCGUUCAAGCCAUGGAAUCUCACGAUGCUUCAGAUCUGGUGAUAGUCCUCGCUGACGACAAGCUCUUCGGCAGAAAGAAGGUCGUCAGCAUCUGUCAGGAGGCUGUAGCUUGCGGUCCUUCGAGAUCCGUCUCUGCUGGCAAUCACACCCGAUUCGUGUCCUUCCAGUGUGUGGUUCUGCCCAUGCUAAGGGUCAUCUGCCAGCCUGAAUUUUUCAACAACCCUGCAUCAAGCAAGGUCAACGUGACCCUGGCAGCCAUUGUCGAGGUGGGCGGACUCCAGGAGUACCUCAUCAGCUGCAUCAGGCUCCUAACCCAACGUGGAGAGAUCCGCGAUCUGGCUCGAGACGAGGCCGAUGGCAUCACGGACUGGGACGUGGCUUUCCACGUCAUUAUCAGCUUCUUCAACCUAACCAUGGAUCGGUUCUACUCUCUGUUUGAUGUUGCGCAAGCCAGCGCAGACAUGGAGGAGUUGGAGGCGAUGCUUGAGCGGUGGCAGGCAGCAAAGGCGGUGUUUGAUGGCAAGUACCAUGGCCUCCGGUCGACGAUCUACAGGCUGCGCAAGUCGCUGGACAGACGCAGGCACAGCGAACGGCAGAGGCAGAGGAUGGAGGAAGGCCAGGUGCUGCACGACCAGUUCUUCCCUGCAGGUCAGCCGCUGUCCAGCAUGCAAGCUGUGGAUGGUCCGGGGGAGCUCAGCUUGGAUGGGCGCCCAAGGCAUGACAACGACCGUGUGGAGAUCUCAGCUAUCUCGGUGGCGCCAACGAUGGAGGAGGUGCUGUGCAAGGUCGCGCCCUACUUGCCCCACAACCACGCCAACGAGCCUCACCACCUCCCUGCCGGCUCUGUGGGCCGCCACGUCGACAUCCAGUUCCGCCUGCUCAGGCACGACCUGGUCGCGUCCCUCUGGAGCAAGGCGCUCUUCCUCCUCGAGAGGCUCAACCACGAAGCCUCAAGGGCCGGCCGAGGGGGCAGCAGCAGCAGCGGCAGUGGCAGUGGCAGCGGCGGUGGUAGCGGCGGCAGGGAGGAGGCGAUGGGGCUUGUGAGGGCGGACAGGGACUUGGUGAGGGGGCUGACGGACAACAUGAAGGGGGUGGUGGGGUUUUCUUCGGAAGACAUGGACGUGUAUCUGCUGCGCGAUGUCAAGGUGCUCUCCAUCAACACCGACAAGCGCAGCGGGGUGUUCUUCCUCAUCGACUUCAUGGAGCCGCCCAUGCCCCGCAGCCGGCGCGCUGCCCGUAACAGAGUGGAGUUUUGGGAGAACACGCGGCGGCUGCAGAAUGGCUCGCUGGUCUGCCUGUGGAUCCGAGACACCAGCUCCUUCCCUCCCGGGGGUCACAGGGGGGUAGCCGAUCCAGCGAGAGACUUAGGCUCCCACAGGCUGGUCUUCGCCACCAUCACAGCGCGCGACACAAAGAGGCUCGCCUCUCCCAGGCCGCAGAUCGGAGUCCAGCCGUGCCAGGGGAACGGGUUCAGCGCGGACCUGCUGGGGCUGAUCGCUCAGGGAGGCAAUGGGAGGGGGGCGAGGACGCAGGUGGUGAUGCUGGAAGCCCAUGGGAGUUUCUUCGCCUACGAGCCCAUUCUCAAGGCUCUGCAGACCAUCACUGAGGCGUCGCUGCCCUUCUCCGACUACAUCUGCGCUGCCCCUGGGGGUGCUGUGACUGGCGGCGGACCAGCAGGUGCACCUGGAGGGGCUGCUUUCAACCUGGGGUAUAAGGUUCCUGCGUACAUCCGAGGGGGAAUGAUGUAUGACUUGAGCCUGCUUCUCCAGACCAAGCCGUCUUCCCCCCAGACUCCGAACGCUGCGGAGGACACGUUUUCCAUAAAGAACGUGAUGAUCUCCAACCCCAGCGCCUUCCCGGUGGAUGCUCUCCUGCGCUGCACGUCGCUGGACGAACCCCAAACCGUGGCUCUUCGAGCUGCCCUGACGCAGGAGUUCGCCCUGCUGCAGGGACCACCGGGAACUGGCAAGACGUUUGUUGGAAUAAAGCUUGUGGAGAUUCUUUUGGGCAAUGCCCUCAAGAGCCCUGGAGGGAGUCCUGCGCGAGGCAGGGAGGUGGCCAGUCCCAUGGGCCCCAUCCUGUGUGUCUGCUUCACCAACCAUGCGCUUGACCAGUUCCUGGAGGGCCUCAUUGCCAGCGGCAUCAAGAACGUGGUUCGAGUGGGAGGAAGGAGCAGGUCCGAGGCUCUGCAGGAGUACAACCUCCUCAACAUCAUCCGGAGCUCCAAUCUGGAGCGAAGCAGAACCUACAGGCAGUCGAGCUACGAGGUGGGCAGCAGGCUGAGGGAGGUGGAGGCGGUGAUCGCCACGUACAGCGAGGCCCUGCAGCAGCGCACGGACAAUGCGCUCGCCGUCCCGUGGCGUGCCAUCUCCUCCCACCUCAUGGCCAACCACCCCUCGUUCUUUCAAGCACUUCGCACUUCCAAGGAGGCAGACGAUGAUGGGUUCGAGCAAGUGGGCCGGGAUAACUGGGACCGGUGGAAGAAGGGCGCGAUGAAGGACAGCUCCCGCCGCAAGAAGAAGGCAGGCAACCUGGGCUCUGAAGCGUGGAGGGAUCAGGGUCCUGUAUCAGGAGGGCCAGGGGGGCAGGGGACGGGGAGGGCAGGAGGGGGUUCCGGGGCAGGAAGGGCAGGAGGAGGUUCCGGGGCAGGGGGAACUGGUAGAGGUGCCCUCAGUCAACAGGCGCCCAUGGGGAACGCGUUUGACGCCCUGGGCAUGCUGGGCGGGCUGGAGGUUGGGGAGGGGUGGGGUGUGAGCAGUGCGAGGGAUGGUGGCGUGGGGGAACAGCUCAGCGAGAUGGUCGGAAUGAUGACUUCAUACUUCGCUGAUGCUGAUGAUGGGGAUGCUGUGGCAGUCACGGGCCAUGACAGCUCCUGGCUCGGCCUUGCGCCCUCAGCGGGGGCAGGAGGGGUGAGAGGGGGCGGAGGGGCGGGAGGAAUCAGAGCUGGUGCUAGGAGCAGGGGGGCUGGGGCAGGAAGCGAUUGGGAAGGGCAGGGGGGACAGGGAGGGUUCGCUGUGGAGGACCUCUCUCAAGCAUUUGGUGACUUGGGCGUUCAGGACACCCAGGGCGUUGAUGAUAGCAGGCGAGGCCAAGGCGCUAGGAGAAAUGAAGGCAUGGGGCGGGGACAUGGCAGUGUAGAGGAGUUUUGGACGGAGCCUGAGGUGGAUGAGGCGAGCAACCGGGGGGUGCGCGAGCUGCUGUACGUGGAGGACCCAUGGGCGACGAGUGCGCAGGAGAGGAGAAAGCUGGUGGAGCACUGGGUGGGGGAGGUGCGGGCCACGGCCAAUGCUGCCAUUCAGGCGGAAGUUGAGAGCUAUUCAAGGAAGGUGAGGGAGCGCAGCGAGCUGCAGCAGGUGGAGGACCUGCAGGUGCUGCGGAGGGCGCAGGUGGUGGGGAUGACGACGUCAGGCGUGGCGAAGAUGCAGCGCCUCAUCACUGCUCUCGGCCCGCGAGUCGUCAUUGUGGAGGAGGCGGCCGAGGUGCUCGAGGCCCACAUCCUCACCUCGCUCACACCGCAGACCCAGCACGUCAUCCUCAUAGGCGACCACCUGCAGCUGCGGCCCAAGGUGGAGGUGUACGAGCUGAGCAAGGACUCCCACAAGGGCUUCGACCUGGACGUCUCCCUCUUUGAGCGCCUCGCGCUCUCCAAGCAGAUCCCCGUCUUCACCCUCGCCACCCAGCGCCGCAUGCGCCCUGAGAUCGCCGACCUCAUCCGCAGUACCAUCUACCCGGACCUCAGGGACCAUCCGUUCGUCGAGGGGUACCCUGACGUUAGAGGCAUGGCAUCCAACCUGCACUUCUGGGACCAUGAGAGCCCAGAGAGCGGCGGGGACGACCUGAGCGAGGGCAAGUCCAAGUCGAACGUGGGGGAGGCGGCCUUGGUGGUGGGGCUGGCGACGUACCUGCUGCAGCAGGGGUACGCGGGGGGCGAGAUCACCAUCCUCACGCCCUACGUGGGGCAGCUUCUCAAGCUGCGCCAGGCGCUUUCUCACGUGGUCAACGUGCGCCUGGGGGAGGGCGAUGUUGAGGUGGUGGAGGAGGCCGAGGAGAAGGCGGCAACUAGGGAAGGUGGAUCUGGAAUGGAGGGUGGUGGGAGCGGAGAGGCGGCGGGGGGUUCGGCUGGGGAGGGGAAAGGGCUGGGGCUGGGGUUUGCUGCGCCCAAGGCGACCACGGCUAAUCUGAAGGAUGCGGUUCGGCUGGCAACCGUUGACAAUUUCCAGGGCGAGGAGAGCACGGUGAUCAUCAUCUCUCUCGUGCGCAACAACGUGGACGGAAAGGUUGGGUUCCUCAAGAGCCCCAACCGCACCAACGUGCUGCUCUCCCGCUCCAAGCAUGGCAUGUACCUCAUUGGCAACGCCAGCACAAUGCGGGCAUGCUCCAAGUCGCUCUGGCCGAGAAUCCUGGACAUCCUGCAGGGCAGGGGUGGCAUCCAGAGGUUCAUCCCGCUGCGGUGUGUGAACCACCCUGCCACGGUGACGCGCAUCCAUGGCGCGAGGGAGUUCAGGGAGAAGGUCAGCGAGGGCGGCUGCUCCGAGAUGUGCGGCUUCCGGCUCACUCCGUGCGGCCACACCUGCCCGCGCAGGUGCCAUGGGGACGACAGGGCGCAUGCCAAUGCGUUCUGCCCCAAGGAGUGCAACCGAAUCCGGCCUCUGGAGGAGUGCCCGCACCAGCAUACAUGUCCCAAGCAGUGUGGGGAGGUCUGUGGGCCCUGCACCGUCACUAUCAAGGGGCUCACGCUCCCCUGUGGCCAUCAGGCGUUCAACGUUCUCUGCUUCCAAGCUCAGAAGCCAUCUGCCAUUUUCUGCUCGGCAAUGGUUGAAGUCACAAUGCCACUGUGCGGCCACAAGCAGACUGUCAAGUGCAGUGAGGCCGCUACCAGAGUCAGCGACCCUAAGCUCUGCACAGCCCGCUGCGGCGUUUUUCUCUCGGAUUCCUGCGGGCACACGUGCAUCUCCCCCUGCGGCCACUGCAUCAUUGUUCCAGGGGCCAACACAGACCAGACACAGGCAUGGGUACUGCACCAGCAGCACCAGCAGCAGCAGCAGCAGCAGCCGGAGAAGAAGCACAAGAAGUGCACCCAGCCAUGCAAGCGACCCCUCCCCUGCGGUCACCUUUGCCCCGACACUUGCCACAACGGCCGAGCCUGCAACCCAUGCAACAUAAAGUGCCUGGUCGCCUGCCAGCACAGCUCCUGCCCCCAGCCCUGCCACCAAACCUGCGCUCCGUGCGCCGAGCCUUGCGGCUGGCACUGCAAGCACCAGGGGGCGUGCUCCCUGCCCUGCGGGGCGCCGUGCGACCGCCUCCCGUGCGACAGGCGGUGUGAGAAGGCGCUCAAGUGCGGGCACCAGUGCCCGUCGCUGUGCGGGGAGAAGUGCCCCCCAAAGGCGUUCUGCACGGCGGCUGGGUGUGGUGCGCAGGAGAAGCGAGAGAUGACGGUGGAUCUGGUGACUCUGGAGACGCUGGGGGAGAUCGAUCCCGAAGAGAGCCCCGUUCUUGUGCUGGCGUGCGGACAUGCUUAUACGGUGGACACCCUGGAUGGGCACCUGGGGCUCAACCAGGUGUAUCUGGAGUCUGAAGGAUCACCUGGCAGCUGUAGUGCUGGUGAUGGGGGUGGGUCUGUUGCGAGCAGUGGUGCUGCAGAGGGGUCUGGAGCCAAGUGGGUGGUGGUGCUGCCGUUUGAAGAUGGCAAUCUGUCUGCUCUCAAGGGCUGCCCGGAGUGCCGCCAGCCAAUCACAGGCUUCCGCCGGUAUGGCCGGAUGGUCAACAAGGCCCUCCUGGACCAAUCAGAGCGCAAGUUUGCUCUCAGCUGCUUGGCCGACCAGCAGAAGCUCCAGGGUAAACUCUCCAAGCUGAGCCGAGCUGUGUCCGCCUGCUCUGAGGCUGCUCAGCCGAAGCAGCUACAGGAGCUGGCAAAAGCUGCGACUUAUCUGGUCACAGAAACGAACAAGCUGCGGUUCACCUCCAUGGAGCCUCCGACCCAGCAGACGUACCAGGCUUCAAUAGCUGCAAUCCAGAGGAAGCAUCUUCAGCUGGGUGAAACCCCGCUUGCGUCAACAUGGGAAGAGGAGUGUCACCUGCUCUAUGUCCCCCAGCCUGAUCCCCGCCCGCUCUGUGAAUCGCUUAUGAUGCUGGGGAAAGCGUACCAGCUGCUCAUGGCUGCCAACUUCCUCCAGCUGCGCUGCCUUCUAAGGAAGCUCCGGGAUGUGGCUGGUCCGAGCCCAAGGAUUUCUGAGUUGAGCGGUGAGAGCAGCAGCUCAGGGAAACCGGCCCACACUGAGUUGACUCGCCAGCUGGAGAAUUGCAGGGCGGUGCUGCAUAUGGUACUGAAGAAUGCGGAGAAGUAUGUGGGGGAGGCGGUGGAGUGGGCUGGCAAGCGCAAGGCGCAUCGACUGGAGGCCAGGGCACGGCUGGAGCUGGUUGACGUGUUCCGUGCGUUCGUGGAAGGCAUGAUGGCGGAACGCCUGCUCUCCAACUCCCCUGCUGGCCUUGGUGGACCAAAGAAGCAGCAGCUGGAGUAUCUUGAGAAGGCCAAGGUUCAGUGUGGCAUGGUGGCCUCUCACCACCUUGUCUCAAUUAGGGAAAAUGACGAGCUUGGAAAGAGUGCCCGGAAAUUGCUCAACAAGGAGCUUCGUGCUCUGGAGGCAUCUGUUCGGGACGAGCCCCGUUACUUCUCCCUGACAGAGCGGGAGAAGGGUGAAGUGUUCAAUGCAAUGGGGCUGGGAACGGGGCAUUGGUAUCGAUGCCCCAAUGGGCACGUGUACGUCAUAGGGGAUUGUGGCCAGGCUUGGGUGGAGUCUCGUUGCUCUGAGUGUGGUGCGGUGGUGGGUGGGAGAGGCCACGUACUUGGUGAGGGCAAUGCUAGGGCAGCUGAUUUCGCCACUGGAUCUUAAAGUGCAAGUCUCAAAACUCUUUCGUGGGGACUUGUUGGGCAGGGUUUCAGCUAGGAUCUUGGCCUGUGUGAGAAUCAGACGGGGUUUCGAAGUUUGGUCUGACCAUCAUAUGAAAAAUUUUGAGUUGUCUGCCAUUUCAG